Molecule: messenger RNA, 1434 nt
Organism: Cyphellophora europaea CBS 101466
Lineage: Eukaryota; Fungi; Ascomycota; Eurotiomycetes; Chaetothyriales; Cyphellophoraceae
Exons: 1
Coding region: 1-1434 (477 amino acids)
Biological process (GO): cellular response to pH
Cellular component (GO): plasma membrane
Source: RefSeq, a predicted model, not a curated record
AUGCCGUUUCCAUUUGCACCGUCGACAACGUCGCAAGUGGCAUUCCAAUCGCAUCUAACCUCGUCAACCCACCCCUCGCUUCCUUCAGCAACCACAUCGCAGCGUUCGGUCGUCCGCUCCGCUCUGAAAUCUCACAAGCGACUGUCAGCAUCCGAUCAGUCGAACAACCUCUCAGCUUUGGUAACGGCUUUAUCUGAAUAUCUCAAGUACCUUUGUAGCCUUGAUUUGGGCCUGAGCGGGAAGCCGGUCUCGAACGAAGAUGUUGACAUUGCCCUGAUCAAUGAGAUUGAGGUCGAAUGGCGUCCCACCCUAGGAUCCAGCAAUAUUCCUGGCCGGGAGGCUGAACGGGUGAAAGGGAAAGGUCUUGACUUUGAGCUUUACUUUGUACACCACACUCUUGCAGUUGUCUACAACCUGCUCGCCAGACACUCCCUGUUGGGUCUCUAUGCCACCACUACUCCAACCGCCGACCAGCGCCUUUCUUUUAUUCGUAAUGCCAUCCAGAGUUUGACCAAGGCCUAUUCCCUACAUGCGUAUCUGAGCCACCGCUCUAGCUUUUCUGCCGAUGGACCACCUACCUUUCCCGCCCCGGCAGCCGACAUCUCUCAGCCUGUACAGUCUGCCCUUCAGCAUCUUACACAAGCGGAGAUCAAUCUCCUGUCAGUGCUCAAGGAUGACCCCUACCCAGCCCAAGUGCUACAGUCCCGGAACAAGGACGACAAGGAAUGGAUGAUCAAAGCUCCAGAAAAGCCCAAAGCCAGGGUCGCAAUGCUGCAGAGACUGUGCAUUGGAGCCGCCGAAAAGGCAGCAUCGGCUUCUGUGGCACUCAAGACCGAAGGAAAGCGUGCUUCCAAAGAUCUAAUUGAGUACUGUGAGGAUUUGCGUGCCACAGCCCGUGCCAAAGCCUGCCGUUUCGCAGCCGUUGAAGCUGACACCUCGGGCGAAACAGGAAAAGCCAUCGCAUGGAUACGCGCCGGACUCAAUGAGCUCGGCAUCGAGAUCUCCUCCACCGGCAGCAAGAGCACCUUCUCCAAGUUGAAAAACACCUACGCCGAACGCAAAGAGGACAAGCGCAUUGCCAAGGGCGACAGUACCUGGGGAGUCGACGGUGGCAAGGCAGAAGAGGGUCGUAUUCUGGCCUUUCUGGAGACCAAAUUCACAAAGGCGAACGAUACCAUCAACAUACAGCUCAUACCGGAAUGGAAGCCGCUGUUGGCACAGAUGCCGGGCGCCAUGGUUUUCCCUGUGAACGAAAAGUGGAAGCCAGUCACCUUGGCGGAAGACGAGUUGGCUGCAAUGCGAGCAUUGCCUGAUGGGGACAACCUAGAGCAGGGGGCCGAGAGCAGCGACGAGGAUGAAGUGGGCAAAGAGAGGAGGCCGGCUGGGGCAUUCCCCGGCACAGACGAGGAGUAUGGCCGUUCCAACUACUACUAA